ACGAAACUGAGUCAGGAGUUGACGGACACGUUUUCAAAGUGUAGUUAAUUUUGAGUUUUAAGCGCUGCUGCUUUUGAAAAGUUCCUCUUUUACAGAUAUGGCCACCGCCAGCAGUCUGCUGUCAGAGGACAAGUUCCUCUGUUCUAUCUGCCUGGAUGUGUUCACUAAGCCGGUCACAACGCCAUGUGGACACAACUUCUGCAUUGCAUGUAUCCACAUGUACUGGGACAGCAGGGACACUUGCCAGUGUCCACUAUGCAAAAGGGUAUUUCCCCAGAGACCUGAGCUCCAAGUCAACACUGUUAUGUCCGAGUUAGCUGCUGAGUUUAAGACGUUGGUUCAAGUCAAAGCCUCAACUCCAGACCCACUACUUCCUGGAACAGCAGACGUUCUUUGUGAUAUCUGCUCUGAGAUGAAGGAAAAUGCAGUUAAAUCUUGUCUGACGUGCCUGAUGUCCUUCUGCAGAGCUCACCUCGAGCCACAUCAGAGGGUUGCCAGUCUCAAGGGCCACACACUGUUAGACCCUGUGAAGAAUCUCGACCACAGAAUGUGCAAGACCCACGACAAGACAACAGAACUGUACUGCAGGACUGACCGGGCCUUUGUUUGUGUGUUGUGUCUCAAAACCGAUCACAAGAGCCACAAUGUCGUCCCACUUGAGGAAGAAUACGAAGCAGCGAUGGCGAAAAGAGACGAGGCGAUGGCAAAUGUCCAAAAGAUGACACAAUCUCGGUACGAGAAGAUAGCCGAGGUCGAAAGGUCAGUUGAUGUCAGCCAGGCGGAAGCUGAGAAAGAGAAAGAAGCCAGCGUGCAGGUCUUCACCGACUUGAUCCGCUCCAUCCAGAGAAGCCAGGCCGAGCUGGUCGGGGUGAUCGAGGAGAGGCACGGAGCAGCAAAGCAGAAGGCUGAAGAUUUGAUCAGAGAGCUGAGGGUGGAGGUCGCAGAGCUCGAGAGCAGAAGCGUACAGCUGGAGCAGCUGUCACAGUCUAAGGAUCACCACUAUGUUCUCCAGAGUUUCCCGACCCUGCGCUCUCCUUCAUACGCCAACCGGGCCGACAUUGGCGUUCGCAGCGAUCCGUCAUUCGAGGCAGCGAGAGGCGCUGUGACUCUGCUGAAACAGAGAGUUGAUGAAAUUCUGGAGGAGCUUCCGGAGAUCAAAAUGAAAAGAAUGAGAGAACAUGCAGUGGACUUGACUUUUGAUCCCGACACAGCAUAUUGUUCACUUGUCAUAAGUCCGGAUGGAAAACAAGUGAGAAAUGCAGAAACAAAACAGAAUCUUCCCUCCAAUCCAAAGAGAUUUAAAACAUUUACAGAGGUUUUGGCUAAGGAGGGGUUCACAGCAGGGAAGUUUUACUACGAGGUGCAAGUGAAAGGAAACACUGAGUGGCUUGUUGGAGUGGUCGGAGAGUCUGUGAAUAGAAAAGGGAAAGAAGCUCUGUCAGAGGAAAAUGCAUACUGGAUCAUUGGGCUUGAUGAAGGAAUAUAUAUUACAUCAAAAUCACGUGAUGUUGAUCUCGCACUGAAAGAAAAGCUUCAGAAUCUGGGCGUCUUUGUGGACUACAACAAAGGAGAGGUUUCUUUCUUUGAUGUGAAUUCUAAAUCACAUAUCUAUUCUUUCACUGGCUCCCACUUUAAAGAGGAACUUUUUCCAUACUUCAGUUUUCAAAACAACACAGAUGGAGCCCCUCUCAUCAUAACCCCUGUACCUCAAACACACAGGUUGUUUCUUCUUUAAAGACCACAGAAUAAACAACAUUGGUCUCUAUUAACAUGCUUAACAAAUCUGCUUAAAGUAUUACCAAUACAUUUCAGAUGUUGUAUAGGUAAUCAAACCAUCCUUGUUGUUUCUAUCUGAAAUGUUUUCUGCCCGUGCAUGGAUGUAUAGAAGAAGUGUGACACUGUCUUUUGUCUACAGUGCAGUUUUCUUGUUUAUGUGUAAACUAAUGAUUCUAAUGUUUCACAGUGAUAUUGUCAGAUCCUGUUGUAUUAUAAUGGAUGAGGUUAUCAGUGUUGCGCUCAUGUAUAUUUUGAUCGGAUUUUAUUUUCCAAAAUUUCACGCCAGACAUUUUUUUUCUUUUAUGUCAUUUGAAUGAAGACAUGCUGUGUAUACAGCCACUACUCUGACAAUGUUUAUCAUAGUAAGACUUCUUUAAAGACGGCACUGGGGGAAAAAGGUCCAAUGUGUAACAACUUGGUCAUUUUGCUGGUUUCUUGUAAUUUACAGUUGGCUUUUGUGCAUUUGAAACAUCUGACCGGAAUAAACGAGACAUGUAGACUCAUUUUGUCAUGUCAUUUCUACCUGUAAGAUUCACUCACAAUAAUAAACUCAAAGUUGUAAAGUGUUUAAACAACUCUUGACAAUAGACAUGACCUAUUUUAGUUUGUAGGUUCAGUGUUUUGCACAAAGACAGUUCGACGUCGAGGGGUUUGAACGAAAGCUACAUCUCACCUCAAACCCCACCCGCUAGAAACCCGUCUCAGUGAGCCCCGCCUCCUUGCAGCUCUUAAUAGUUUAGGUGGCUGAUGCUACUCACAGAAUAGAAUAUCUGCUUUGUGAGAUUUGUAAGUCAGUCAAUAGUAGUCUGCCCUCAGCUUUCACUCCUGCCCCCACACUGGCGUGUGUGUGUGUGUGUGUGUGUGUGUGUGUGUGUGUGUGUGGAUGCACACAUUAUCCUCGAGU
Messenger RNA from Anarrhichthys ocellatus (wolf-eel), 2680 nucleotides. Its product is annotated as zinc finger protein RFP-like. Bases 98 to 1735 code for a protein of 545 amino acids. NCBI's taxonomy places the organism in Eukaryota, Metazoa, Chordata, Actinopteri, Perciformes, Anarhichadidae. The transcript has 2 exons. Gene Ontology annotation, molecular function: zinc ion binding; protein binding. The record is from RefSeq and is a predicted model, not a curated record.